This is a messenger RNA of Egretta garzetta (little egret), 2031 nucleotides long. RefSeq names its product heterochromatin-associated protein MENT. Lineage: Eukaryota; Metazoa; Chordata; Aves; Pelecaniformes; Ardeidae. The record is from RefSeq and is a predicted model, not a curated record. Gene Ontology annotation, biological process: negative regulation of endopeptidase activity. The coding region runs from base 77 to 1300 and encodes 407 amino acids. The transcript is spliced from 8 exons. Gene Ontology annotation, molecular function: serine-type endopeptidase inhibitor activity.
GCCUCACAGGCUGCCACAGAUCCUUGCUGAAGACAGAUCUUAACUCUCUUCUCCCUCAGGAUUUCAGGCUGUAUCAAUGGAGCUGCUCUCGGUGUCAACCAACAGCUUCACGCUGGACCUUUACAAAAAGCUGAAUGAAACUUCCAAAGGCCAGAACAUUUUCUUUUCUCCUUGGAGUAUUGCAACUGCUCUCGCCAUGGUCUACCUGGGUGCAGAAGGUGACACUGCAACCCAGAUGGAUGAGGUUCUUCAUUUUAACCGGACUACAGGAGAAGAAGGUUCAUCUGAGGCAAAAAAGCCUUCUCCGGGGAGAGCAAAGAAAAGAAAGAUGGAUCCUGAGCACAAGCAAGCUAAAGACACCCACUCUGGUUUCAAAGAGCUCCUGUCUGCCAUCAACAAACCCAGAAGCACCUACUUGCUGAAGAGUGCCAACCAACUGUAUGAGGAAAAGACCUACCCAUUACUGCCCAAAUUCUUAAAGCUCAUUACAAAAUAUUACAAUGCAAAGCCACAAGCUGUAAACUUUAAGACAGCUGCAGAACAAGCCAGAACACUGAUCAAUUCAUGGGUUGCAAAUGAAACUGAGGGGAAAAUCCAGGAUCUGCUGCCUGCAGGAUCUCUCAAUUCUCACACUGUAUUGGUCUUAGUAAAUGCAAUUUAUUUCAAAGGAAACUGGGAAAAGAAAUUUCUGGAGAAAAAUACUUCUGAGAUGCCCUUCAGAUUGAGCAAGACCAAGACUAAACCAGUGCAGAUGAUGUAUCUGAGACAUAAUUUUUUGAUACUGCAUGAAAAAAACAUGAAAUUCAAAAUCAUUGAGCUGCCAUAUGUGGAAAAUGAACUCAGCAUGUUCGUUCUCCUACCAGAUGACAUCAGUGAUAACACUACUGGUCUGGAGCUGGUGGAAAGAGAGCUGACCUAUGAGAAAUUGUCUGAAUGGACAGAAUCAGCCAAUAUGAUGAGAGCUGAAGUGGAUCUGUUCCUGCCCAAGUUGAAGCUAGAAGAGAAUUACAGCCUUAAAUCCACUUUGAGCAGCAUGGGGAUACGAAAUGCUUUUGACCCAGUUCAGGCUGAUUUCACAGGGAUGUCAGUGAAGAAGGAUCUUUUCAUCUCAGAAGUUAUUCACAAAGCCUUUGUGGAAGUCAAUGAAGAAGGUACUGAGGCAGCAGCUGCCACAGCUGUCCUGCUGCUGAGAUCAAAACCACGACCAAUUACUUUCAAAGCUGACCACCCUUUUCUCUUCUUCAUCAGACACAACAAAUCACAAACCAUCCUCUUCUUUGGCAGACUCUCCUCACCCUAGUCAGAGCUCCUCCUUGCCCUGCAGAGUAGGAGACGCUCGCCUGCCAGCUCAGAUGCAAAUACCAAAACCUGAAACUCCUGCUGCAGCUGGGGGGGAGUAAGACCUGAACCCUUUCUCCACCACACCACACACCCCAGGACCCUGAGGCACAGCUCCUCCUCUGCUUCUCUCCUACCCCAAAGGGACAACCAUGGCAGCAGGGAGCACUUGAUGCCUUGCAUCCAGAGCAAUCCUGGUUGCCAUUCAGACCAGGCCACCAAGGGUAGCUCUGUCCCCUAACCACUAUUAGCUAUGGCAUUUCUACCCCUUCACCCGCACAUCGGUGUGUACAAGUGUAUACUAACACGGGUCACCUCCUCACCCUCGUGACUAGAGCCCCUGAUUCAGAUGCGGUCUUAGCCCUUACUCCCACCCGCAGCAGUUAGACCCUGCUUCUGUUUCACCCUUGAUUAGGUCCUUGCAUUACAAAUGGAGGCAGACCUUCCCUAUGCAAGGCCUGUGGCCAUUCCUUUGCCUUCCUUCCACAUCCCAGCUGUAAGUCUUCAUCAGCUCCCAAUUUCACCUCAGUUACCUUCAUGUGUCUCUCAACUGAUACCUUAAAAAAAAAAAUAAAUCGGAAAAUAUACCUCUGGGAGGGCUAUUUGCCUCACUCAGACCCUCAGGUAUGCAAGGAGGGGCCAAGCCCGUACAGUCUCCAGCUACAGCAACACCUCACUGUCGUUAAGAACAAC